Messenger RNA from Nerophis lumbriciformis (worm pipefish), 1104 nucleotides. Lineage: Eukaryota; Metazoa; Chordata; Actinopteri; Syngnathiformes; Syngnathidae. The record is from RefSeq and is a predicted model, not a curated record.
AUGUCGGGAAUGGAGGCUUUAUCCAACGAUGCUGUGACAUUUAAAGAAGAUGACACGUCUAUUGUAGAGGCGGGAGACCACAUCGACGAUGACUUUGUCGGUCACCGAUAUAUGUUUUACAGAGAAAGGAAGGAGUGGGCUGAUUUGGAGCCUGUUCCUCAAGACGAUGGGCCAAACCCUGUAGUAAAGAUUGCCUAUUCAGAGCGGUUUGCUGAUGUUUUUGACUAUUUCCGUGCCUUAUUGAAGAAUGAUGAAAAGAGUGAACGUGCUUUCGCCUUGACAGCAGAUGCUAUUGAGCUGAAUGCUGCAAAUUACUCAGUGUGGCACUACAGGCGAGUAUUACUACAAGCAUUGUCCAAGGACUUGAGGGAAGAAAUGAGGUACAUUACAGCCAUCAUUGAGGAUCAACCUAAAAACUACCAAGUUUGGCAUCACAGACGUCUAGUAGUGGAGUGGUUAAAUGAUCCCUCGGAGGAGCUGGAAUUCAUUGCGGACAUCCUCAGCCAAGAUGCUAAAAACUAUCAUGCCUGGCAGCACAGACAGUGGGUUAUCCAGGAGUACAAACUGUGGGACAACGAGCUUGAAUUUGUGGAGAAUCUCUUGGAGGAAGAUGUAAGGAAUAAUUCUGCCUGGAACCAGAGACAUUUUGUCAUUUCGCAUACCACGGGCUUCUCCGACCAAGCUGUACUUGAGAAAGAGACUGAAUACUGUCUGACCCAGAUCAAAAAAGCCCCCCACAAUGAAAGUGCUUGGAACUAUUUGAAAGGGAUGCUUCAAGACAAGGGUUUAUCGUCUCAGCCUGGGAUGUUGGAGAAAGUCUUAGAGCUCAAGGAGACGCAUUGUUCCUCUUACCUUCUUGCAUUUCUCUUUGAUUGUUACGAGGAUGCUUUAGAGAAUGGCUGUCAAAAAGGAAAAGAGGAAGACCAGGUGGAAACCUUAAAAAGAGCGCUAGAAAUAUGUGAACUCUUAGCCCAUGAGAAAGAUACCAUCCGCAAAGAGUAUUGGCUUUUUUUGGGACGUUCAUUGAAGAACAAGUACGAAUCGAGUGAGCUAUUCGACUCUGAACUUCCAUCCCCGACGGCUGAGCAGCAGGAGACGAACUAG